UCCCCACCCCUCUGCACUCGGCGGCUCCCACAGCCAGUGCUGUGCGCUGACAGGUCUAGACAUCUCUCCCUAGCAAGAAACUAUAGAGACUCGGGACAAGUCCAGGCGUCACCGCGCAUCCCUGUGCUAGUGAACCGAGCCAAGUCCUGCGACUGCCCGCCCCACCAUGAAGAGCUUGGGAAGAGGCAAGCCUGGGCAGACCCAUCUCUCCUGCUGCCCCGAGCUCCCGGUGGCUCAUUGCUCAUUCUAGCUCCCGGCAAAGAUUUAAGUUAGAAACUUUAGGAUUUCUUGCAGACCGAGAGCAGCAAUGAACCCUAGUUGCUCCCUUUAAGAAAUGGUCGUGACUGGGUUUGAAAAAAUCAGACUCCCUCCAAAACACCAACAAAGGACUAUAUUUAGUUCGGAGCACUCCGCCUAAAUUCCUUCUUUUCCCCUCUCAGCUUCAGAUCCUCAGGCCCAGUCAGUGGGUGGAAGGGGGCGGGGAGCAGUGGAGAAGGAACAGCUGGGCCUCCGCCUCUCCGCUCAAUCUCUAUAAAUAACCAAUCCCGAGCGGAGGCGACUUUCCAACCAAUGAAGCUGUCCAAAGUGACAAAACCUCAGCAGCAGCCAAUAAGAAAACAUUUGGGGUGUGAGACUCGCAUCCUGGGGCCAAUGAGUUGGGAGUCUGGGAGAGGUAAUUUGAGCUGGCGUGUGGGUGUGCGGUGCGAAACCUUCCUACUUGCAGCCCCCAAACCUUGUCGGCCGUCUGAGCAUGCCCUGACUCUAGGUGCGGGAGCCGUCUGCCUUCCGCGAGGCUAGAUCCGCUAGCCGGGUUUUGGCUCCAGCCAAAGGGGAGGUUGCAUGACCCCUCGAAUCCUACCCCGAAGGCUGCGGUGCCCCCAUUAAUUCCCACCCCUAGCUCCAAGUCCGGACAGGGACUCGGGACGAGUUCUUCGCAAGGAAAGCGAACACUAGGUCAAGUGGGGGCACGCUCUCUGUUGCUUUCCUUGGCCUGCAAAUGUCAUGCAAGUGUGUGACCAGGAGAAGCGUGCACCGAUUGGGGUUCGGCGACUGGUGUCUAUCCGCCUUUGACAGCGCAAGGCGGAGAAAAGGUCAUAGCCAGCAACUGCCCGAUGCGCCCACGAGAGGCUCGCAGCUCCCCGAAAGGAGGUAGCUUCGGUCCGGAGCUUUCUACCUACACGUACAGGCAGGAUUGCCCGGUUCCAAGCUUCGCGCCGCCACGCCCAGUCCCGGUUCGCCACACCCUCUAGCCACGCCUCCUCCCGACGCUGCGGAAAAGCCGGAGCGGAGCUCGGGCGGGGCGCCGCAGGCGGCUCACUGGGCAUGCUCGGCGGGGCGGGGGAGGGCCGGGCUGCGCGCGGCGAGUAGGAAGCCCUCGCCCAGCGGAGGCUGCGGGAGAGAGCGAGCGAGCGAGCGAUGGGCCGCGGAGCUGGGCGCACGUUCCGCGGGGACACAUGCCACGCGUGUCCCAGCCGGACGCUCAAUUAGCAUCCGCCUCUGCAGUCAGCCGCCACCGCCUCCCGGCCCUCUCGGACUGCCGUGGAGAGGAGCUCCAGCGGUUGCCUUGCUCCGGCUGCGCGCAUUGUCCUCAGGGUCCUCUUGCCAGGGCUGCUGCGGGGCCCGGGACCCUCGCCCCAGGGACGCACCCCGGCCACCGGUCUGCCCGGCGCGGGGCUCUGCUAGCCGAUCGGUGAGCCCGCGCUCCCGGGCCGCUCUCGCCGGGGCUUUUCCUGCGGAACGGAGGAAGAGGAGAAGUCUACCCGCCCAGCCCAGCCUUCCCCAGCGCGCAGCCCCGACGGGGCCGCGGCAGGCGCGACGAGGGCGCCGACGGAGCCAUGAGAGAGUACAAAGUGGUGGUGCUGGGCUCGGGCGGUGUGGGCAAGUCCGCGCUCACUGUGCAGUUCGUGACAGGUUCCUUCAUCGAGAAGUACGACCCGACCAUCGAGGACUUCUACCGCAAGGAGAUUGAGGUGGAUUCGUCGCCGUCGGUGCUGGAGAUCCUGGACACGGCGGGCACCGAGCAGUUCGCAUCCAUGCGGGACCUGUACAUCAAGAAUGGCCAGGGUUUCAUCCUUGUCUACAGCUUGGUCAACCAGCAGAGCUUCCAGGACAUCAAACCCAUGCGGGACCAGAUCAUCCGCGUGAAGCGGUACGAGCGCGUACCUAUGAUCCUGGUGGGCAACAAGGUGGACCUGGAGGGCGAGCGCGAGGUCUCAUACGGCGAGGGCAAGGCCCUGGCCGAGGAGUGGAGCUGCCCCUUCAUGGAGACAUCCGCCAAAAACAAAGCCUCAGUGGAUGAGCUGUUCGCAGAGAUCGUUCGGCAGAUGAACUACGCUGCACAGCCCAACGGCGACGAGGGCUGCUGCUCGGCCUGCGUGAUCCUGUGAGGCGCCGGCUGCCGCCGGGCGCUGGCCACGCUCUGUGCACAAAGCCAAACACACCCGAUUCUCUUGAUGUGAUUGUCUUCUCGCUUUGAGAUUGGAGACGACUUUGUAUUGGCCGGGAUGUCCGAGGAACCUGGCUGACUUGUGUGGCCAGCAUCCCCAGCCUUCAGCUAGGGUCCGAGGGGGUGUCGGUUCCUGACCAUCCAAGACCCUGAUGGAAAUGUGGCUUUUUUUUUUUUUGCAGCGUGUACGUUCCUCAUUGAUUUCGGUUCAUGCAUAAUUUUUCCCGUUUCAGUAGCCAUCAAGGCGCAGUAUUGGCUGCUUGACACCGGCAAGCAAAAGUUUCAAGCCUGAAAAAGAAAAUGGGGGUGGGGAGGUGGAGGAAGUGGAGGGGAAGAAGGAGGCGGUGGGGGAGGGUUCCCCCAACCAACUGUUCAUAGUUCCAAGUUCUAAACACAAGGAAGGAGGUCUGAGAAAACGAUAUGAAGGAGCCAGAGGAGGGGAAGAAACUUGACUUUUUUUCCCCCCUUGUUUUCCAGGAUUAUUUGGAAAUUAAGACCAGGGGUUCCUUUUCUGCCAGCUUGGAAGGGCAACCCAGGGACUGAUUACGAUUCUGAGGAUGUCUAUGCAAAGUUGGGUUCUUGUUACAGUGUAUCCAAUCUGAAGUAUUGCACAUGUGAACUGGGACUGUUAACACUGAUGCCAAUACAGUGUGGGGUGCCAGGAAGUGUCUGCUGAUAUUUGUGGGAAAAAAAAAUCUAUUUUGAUUACCUACUGUAUCAAAGGGGAGUCUGGGGGAGAAUGGUAGUAUUUUUUUUUAAUCAGCUGUGAAAAAAAUGUUAAAAGAUCUGCACAUUUUUGUGUGUGCUAUUAUGUGUGUGUGUGUGUGUGUGUGCUAUUGUGUGUGUAAGUAUAGCUUUUUGUGUGCGUGUGUGGUUGGCAGUGACAGAUUUUUUGCUGACUAGCUUUUAAAAAUACAAUACAAAGACUUCGUAAUUGUGAUUCAGGGCCCCCAGCACCCCUGUGUCUGCAGAGUGCCUUCAAACUCAGCUGUUCCAGCCGGUGCCAACCUGUGAAUUCCCACCAUAUCCCAGAAUCUGCUGUUCUGCUGCCCCCAAAACCACUAAGUAUCUUCCUGAAAGAGCCAGGACAAAUGGGGCCUGUUAGUCCAUCAAUUGCUUAGUUAAUUUGUAGCUUUCUUAAUGUUAAGGUCAUGUCUCGAGUGCUUUUCUCCCUUUCUUCAUUUUGCUCAGAUUUCAGGUUUUAGCUCCCUUUUCUGUUGCAUUUGGAGUGUCUCUUGUCAUUUGUCUAAGGUUGUCCUCCAGACGCAAAGAGCAGAAUUUUAUUGUGAUGUACCAAGAAAAUUCUAACGAAUUGUAACUUUUAAUUCCACUCAUUUGGUCAUUGUCUCUUCAUUUUAAGACUUUUAAUACAAAUGUCAUUUUUAAAGAAACCCCAAACUAUUUGUGUUUUUGUGUUUCAUAUUCAGUGAUGUACAGUAUCCAUGGUAACAGUGUCAGGUGGAGGUGGACCUGGCCGCCCAGAGUUAUUUGUCGAAUUUUGAAGAUAGAAUUAUUUCAGUGACAAACUGGACGACAAUGUUUCCAAGCUUUUAUUUCAAAGUGGAGAAAAAUUAUCAGGGUCUAGACAUACCAUCUGACUCCCCCGAGGAGGAAGUGUAUUGAGUCUGUUCUGCUGACAAUGAGCCAUGAACUUCACUGUUAUAGCAAAGGAGGGAAGCGGACUGCUAACACCCUCUUAGGUCUGGGAAAGUUACAUCCAUCCAGGGGAUAGCUUUUUAUUUGUCCUGGUUUUGUCUGUUUAUGUCACGCCUCAAUCAGAAGUGUUCUUGACUUGGUUCUCACAGUGUCUCAGCAGUCUUUGGAGUGUGCCAGGCUGGCCGUUAUCUCAACCCUUCAAAGAUUUCAUUUGGAACCAAAUCAUUAGAUUCAAAACAAAACAUAAAGUAAUAAACCAUGCAAAGAGGAUUCUUUUGCUCUCUUUAGUUUGUGGAUCAUAUUUGACCACAAGCAUUGUUUCUUUUAACAAGUAGGAGGCAAAGUGCGAGGAGGCCAUGUGCGUUGUUACUUUUUCUGUGUAUUUUCCUUGGGCUCUCUAGUACAAUAAUCUUGUCUGUAAGAGGAGAUAGCGUAGGUUCCUGAGGCAAAGCUGAAGCCUGCAGAGUAUUAACCGAGGAAUUUACUUUUUGACGAAGCCAAAAGAGAUCACAGGUUUCUUUAAAGUGAUAUCAAUAUCUCUUGCCUUAAUUUUUUUUUUUUGUGGGGGAGGGAGUGAUUUCAUCCAGGUUGCAUUUCGCUAUUCCUGUGGGGAGGGAGAACAGUUUGGCCUGUCUUGGCCUUUUAUUUAUUUUCCAACUCUGACCUCAUGCCUCCGUGAGUAUCAAACACAUUCGUUUCUACGUCUAAACAUUGGGACUACUCAAAAUCAUGUUUUUGCAAGAAUGCAUCCUUCCAUUUGAAUAAUUGUGGUUGCUUAAGUCGAUUGAAGUUGAUGCACAGCCUGAGGAUGUGUCAAGCCCUGUUAGAAGGUUUUUUUGUUUUUUUUUUUUUUAAAUGUGUUUGUUGACCCUCAUUUGUCAUUAUUUGGAAGGCUUUGGGCAAAAGCUUUGCCAAGUAUAUGGCUCAUAGGAAAUGUGCGUACUCCUUACAGAAAAUAUUCGAAGGUGAAUGGUGAAAUAGAUUGUUGGUGCACCAAUCACCUCCACAGAGGGUUUUGUGGAGGUCAAAAAAUAGGACAAGUUUUUGUUGUUUUUUUUUAAAUAAAACAAAACCAUGUUUCUACUGAGUACUGUAAAAUAAAUGCUUUUGGAUUGUAAAAUUAAAGCUGCUGCAGGAAAAUGAAGGUCUGAGUUGUUUGGCUUUCACCUGUGAUAUUCAUGGCAAAAUAGAAAUUUGGAGGGCUUUUUCCUUUCUUGAAACGUUAGAGAACCUCAUCUAGGGUGGUGUGGAGACAAGAACAUUUGUUUCAGUGAGAAAGGGAGCUGGUUUAACAGCUUAAGGAAGUGAGUCAGGGAGGGUGGGGUUUGUUGUAAUGUAAUCACCUGUCAAAACAAAUUGGGGGGGGGAGUGCUUCCUGAGGGAGUGAGAAAUCCUCUAAACUUGACCCCUACUGGGUAUGUGGGUUUGGUUUUUUGUUUUGUUUCAUUUGUUUGUUGAAACAGCUUUUCUUUGGGCCCCUGACAGGCAGCCCAGUUCUCUGUCACGGUCAAAGCAUUAUUUUUGUUCAUUUGUUAACUCCUCAGGAAACCUAAAGGUGCCUGCUCAAGUCUCACCUUUGAUCUUCAGGUAACCGGUUUCCAUCCUAAUGGCUAAGGUAGUUCACUGACUCACACUGAGAAACCAGGUCUAUUUGAAGAUUGUCUUGAGAGGCUUCCUACAACAUGAAUACUGCAUAUUUCCACUGGGUGAGAAUCCCAAGUAUCUUCUUUACUUAGUGUUUGGGUCGUUUUUGUUAUCACUCUACCUUCUAGACAAUGGAAAGUUAUAUGGAGCAGGAGUUUGGAGAAGUAAAGGGGAAAUGCCUUAUCUAUCAUAAAAUAGCCUGCUCCAUAAAUGUGAAGAAAACCAAGAUUGAAUUUGGAGAUGGCCACUGUGUGUUAACAUGCUAAUGUCUGCCAGUACCUGCUUAAUGGCAGAAAGCCUGCUAAUAGGAAUUUUCUCUAGGAAAUAUUACAGGUCUAAAAAUCAAGACUUAUGCUAUUCUUGAUUGUGGUCUUUUGUUCAGACUACAAGAAUGAUCUGAAGGCCUUUAGUUGAUUGAUAGGUGAUGGCACUUACCAUGGCACUGGUAAGCGAAGCACUUGAUCUCUCCACCGUAACAUUUUGGUGAUUUGAGACAUUAGGGGGUCACCGGUUCCUGAGGCUCUCAAACUAAAUUGCAUAUAAAAGUCACCCGCAGAUUAAAAUAAUCUCUAUGGGUGCUUCCCAUUUUCUUCAGUGGACCUGGAGUAGAUGCUCAUUAUUCAGGUGACAAUGAUGUUGCUGGUUUGAGACUCAAAGAUUAAGCCCCAGCAAUAACGCAUGUCACCCUCGGCUCUACCUAGGUGUUCACACACUCCGACUUAAGAGCUGCCUUUCAGAAUGCUUUUCUUUCUGCUGUGGUGAUAAAAUUGUCUCCACAAGAAGUUUACUGAAGAGGACAUACACCAUUGAAAAUAACUUGUUAGGCUGUUGUGUGGGGGUAGAGCUUUCUUUAACUUCACAUAGGUAUCUGAACAGUGCUGGCUGUGAUCUUCAGAGCCAAGUCAGAAGCCAGCUCUGAGAAAGUUAUUCUGUCAGAUUCAACAUCCAAUUCCUACUCCGUGAAAUAAAACAAGAUUAAUACCUUUGGCUAAGGGAGCACUUUAAAAUAUUUACCGCUUAUUCCUUUGAAAUUAAAAGGCAAGGACUUCUGUUUUUCAUGUUUCCAAGCAAGGACUCUGAAAUUAAGCUGAGAGAAUUUCAGUAGCCAGGUCACAGUGCGCACAGGUGUCUGUCUCCUCCCCGUGUUAGUUGAUCUAAUUCAAAGUCAUAUUGUUCUCCAUUUUGAGAAAAUACACACUACAAAAACUGUCACCUCCAUUUUGCUUUGUAGACCAGGCUGGCCUUGAACUAAUAGAUACCUGACUGCCUCUGAGUGCUGGGGUUGAGACCUGUGCUACCACUGCCCGGCUUAUUGUGCAUCUUAAUGUCCAAGAAUGUUCCCAAAACUCUGUUUUUAAAAAUCUGUGUCUUCACUGACUUAAAAGAAGGGCAAAGUUGAAAUCCAAUGGCCACCAGAGAAGUUGCUUUUUGACAGAUGCCUUUUAGGAGGGGGAGAGGGUAAGGUGCAGAUCUUAGAAGAGUGAAGUUGGGUGAGGGCAGGAGACCAGAGUAAAUGUGUUUUAGUGAGUUCUAGACUGAGGUUAUUUGCUGGCUUUUGCACCUUGCCUCAAUAAUAAUACCAAUAAUAAAUGUUUUGAUGAAAAUAUGUUUGCCCCACCCCUUGUUGCUGUUAUGGCCACUUUCUUGCACAUCCCUUAUUCUGGAAACUUGAAAGCUAUCUGAAUAGAAGCUGAGAAAUGACUGAAAUGUAGUGAGCUUCUGAUCUGUCUACCCGUGGUAGAGCUUCUGGGAGACUCUAGAAUUCUACCUUACAGAAAAUGAAAGGUUAUUGUAAAGUUUAAUUCAUCUACCCGAUAAGAGAACAUUCUGGUGUUUUGUUCUGAGUUUAAAUGUCACUUCAAAUAGUUGCAAACUUUUCUGUGUGAUAGAUAUCUGUAACAGUGGUAGAGGGCUUAAUAAAAAACUGCUCGUGACAGCAGAGGGAAAAGACGAAGAGAUGUAGUAUGUUUAUAUCGGGCUUCAUUGUGUGGUGCUUUACAUUACUGUUAAUUUUGAUCACUAAUAUUUGACUUUGUUGAACUAUUCAAAAUCAGAGGUUAUAUUUAUUUUAGAAUUUGUUUUUAGAGUAUACUGUAUUACCCUUUCUAAGAAAAUCCAAAUUGUAGUUUGUUCUAAAAGGUUACUAUUCAACAGAGGAAAACUUUGUUACUUUAAGUAAAUCAAUGCAUAGUAGGCAUAGCAUGAAUAAUAAAAACCCAGAGACGGAUAUUGGGGUUCAGCCUGAAGAUCGGAAGAGCGAAGCAGCCAAAUCACUAGAGAGCUUUUACCUCUAAGAAAUCCUCAGACUGAAAGAAAGUGAGUUCCUGUCUCAUUCCACCUUACAUUCCUCCCUAGUGCUGGGAUUAAAAGUGUGCACCACCAACGCUGGGCCUCUAUGGAUGACUAGUGUGGUUGAUUUGUGUUCUGGUCUUCAAGCAAGCUUUAUUUAUUAAAUUACACAUGAAAUAUCACUACAUAGUAGGAUGAUAAAUUCUAAAGCCUUAAUUAGUGAAAUAAUUUGUCCUACAAAGCAGAUACGGCUAACUAGUAGAGGAAAAACAAAUAAUCUUACUGCAUUUGGGAUUUUUUUGAUCUGUUCUAUAAAUGAGAGGGAACAGCUCUUUGUACUUUCCUCGUUCAGUUGACAAACUUAGUCUUCAAAGAUGAAUUAUCUUGUAAGAUUCUGUAAGGCUAAAUUUUUCAGAGGCGUGAAAACAUGGAUGAUUCUUUCAUUUGUGAUAACAGAAAAAAAAAUCAAAGGCAGAGUUUUUUUUUUAAUAGAAAAGAGAAAAAUUAUUGAUGACUUUGCAAAUACAGGUACCAAGCAAAAAAGUGUGCGAUUGUUACAUUGCUAAAAAUAGAUUUGCAAUGGUGUUGGUAAGCAGGGGUAAAAUGAACUCAUUCAUCAUGUAACAUUUACUGUGGAUACGGUGUUCACUACAGUGUCAGGACCAAUGCUUGUUGGGUAGGUUCUUAAUACUUAAAAACAACCUUUCUUUCCCUUUUACCAUCAGCUGCAAAGUAGUAGCUCUCACCCAAGACUAUUCUGCAAAGCAGAUAUUUACAUUGUUAUUCAUAACAGUAGCAAAAGUACAGUUAC
Molecule: messenger RNA, 8846 nt
Organism: Microtus oregoni (creeping vole)
Lineage: Eukaryota; Metazoa; Chordata; Mammalia; Rodentia; Cricetidae
Gene: Rap2b
Product: RAP2B, member of RAS oncogene family
Exons: 1
Coding region: 1836-2387 (183 amino acids)
Biological process (GO): Rap protein signal transduction; negative regulation of cell migration
Cellular component (GO): plasma membrane
Molecular function (GO): GTP binding; GDP binding; GTPase activity
Source: RefSeq, a predicted model, not a curated record